This is a messenger RNA of Desarmillaria tabescens, 1113 nucleotides long. RefSeq names its product ATP synthase subunit D-domain-containing protein. Gene Ontology annotation, cellular component: vacuolar proton-transporting V-type ATPase complex; fungal-type vacuole membrane. The transcript is spliced from 4 exons. Lineage: Eukaryota; Fungi; Basidiomycota; Agaricomycetes; Agaricales; Physalacriaceae. Gene Ontology annotation, molecular function: proton-transporting ATPase activity, rotational mechanism. Bases 1 to 750 code for a protein of 249 amino acids. The record is from RefSeq and is a predicted model, not a curated record. Gene Ontology annotation, biological process: vacuolar acidification.
AUGUCCGGCACCGGUGCUCGUGAAAAUAUCUUCGCAACGCGAAUGGCUCUCACAAAUACAAAACUGCGACUCAAGGGUGCACAGACGGGUCACUCUCUUCUUGCCAAGAAACGAGACGCUCUCACGACGAGGUUCCGAGCUAUCCUCAGAAAGGUGGACGAGGCAAAGCGAAAGAUGGGCAGAGUCAUGCAGUUGGCCUCAUUCUCAAUGGCAGAGGUCACCUAUGCGACAGGAGACAUAUCGUAUCUCGUGCAGGAGCAAGCCAAGUCGGCGUCGUUCAGGGUGAAAGCAAAGCAAGAGAACGUAUCUGGUGUUGUCCUUCCUGCAUUUGAGGUUGAUCGUGUCGCUGGUUCUGAUUUUAAUCUCACGGGAUUGGGACGGGGCGGUCAGCAAGUCCUGCGCGCAAAGGAAGUGUAUGCCAAGGCAAUCGAGACCCUCGUCGAGUUGGCGUCACUGCAGACGGCGUUCACCAUCCUCGACGAAGUCAUUCGAGCGACGAAUCGACGAGUCAAUGCCAUCGAGCACGUUGUCAUUCCCCGACUGGAAAAUACCAUCAAGUACAUUUUGAGUGAGCUGGAUGAGAUGGACCGUGAGGAGUUCUUUAGGCUGAAGAAAGUACAGGGGAAGAAAAAGCGAAAAAAUGCACCUCCAGAGCAACCUUUUGAGUUUGAAGAGCCUCCAUUAAACCCCCAGGAAGAUCAGGAAUCCACCGAUCUGCUGAGUAGCAAAGACAGCGAUGUUAUCUUUUAAUCAACUUGGAUACGGCGAUGAAUGGACUAGUAUAUACAUAGGCAUGGUUUGUAUUUGUUCCUUCACUAUUUAAUUCUCCCUCGUAGUAAUGAAUACCCUUCGUAAUUCAGCCCAACAAGAUGACAAAAAUACUUGUCUAGUCUAUCGUCGCCGGUUUCUUGAAAGCCAGCUUCAAAAGAUAUUUGUGCAAAGGUGUCAACUUAACAGACUUGUCGUGCUCGAUAAUCAUUUGAACUUGCAAAUCGUCCAUCUUCACCAUUUUCAAAAAGUCCUCGUCGCUCCUGAUCCCAAGAAGAACGGCUGCCGGGAUGAGUUCUUCAAUGCCCAAUGUCUUGAAAUGCACACGGAGCAUGAUUGACAUAG